AUGAGCACUAACUACAUUGACUUAGAAGAUGACUUACUAUCGCAAGAGGAUAACUUUCAAGAUAGCCGAUUUUCUGAUCAAGAAAAUAAGAGACUUGAAGAACCACAAGAUGAAAAUACGCAAACUCCAAACAUUUACACUGAAUUAACAUUUGAAACGUGGGAACAUGUCAAGAAAUGGUUUGAUAUGUUUGCUCUCCAACAAGGAUUUAGCUAUAAGAUCAGAAGAAGUGAAUUGGAUAAUGGCAUCGUUAGAAGACUUACUUAUGAUUGUUCCAAAUCUGGAAAAUAUGAUGCGCAGGUUACAGUAGAUCCAACUAAAUGCCGCAGUACCUCAUCACAAAGAAUUGAAUGCCCUUGGCGAGUUAAUCUCUCAUUUCCUAAAUCUAAACAAGAGUAUAAUGAUAAUAAUGAAAGGCUAGAUAUAGGGUAUAGGGAAUUGGAAUAUGAUGCUUCUCAAAUUCUUUUUAGUUCUUUAAUUGAAGAUGUUUCUGUUGAACAAAUAAUUUAA
This is a messenger RNA of Scutellospora calospora, 510 nucleotides long. The record is from the annotation of a GenBank genome assembly. Lineage: Eukaryota; Fungi; Glomeromycota; Glomeromycetes; Diversisporales; Gigasporaceae.